This is a messenger RNA of Notothenia coriiceps (black rockcod), 2605 nucleotides long. RefSeq names its product potassium inwardly rectifying channel subfamily J member 15 (gene kcnj15). NCBI's taxonomy places the organism in Eukaryota, Metazoa, Chordata, Actinopteri, Perciformes, Nototheniidae. Gene Ontology annotation, cellular component: plasma membrane. Gene Ontology annotation, molecular function: inward rectifier potassium channel activity. Gene Ontology annotation, biological process: potassium ion import across plasma membrane; regulation of monoatomic ion transmembrane transport. The record is from RefSeq and is a predicted model, not a curated record. The transcript has 2 exons. Bases 274 to 1296 code for a protein of 340 amino acids.
GCUCAGAUCAGAGUUUACAGCUCGGCUUUUGUCUGCCGACCCUGAAUACGUCUGUGCCAAAGUUCAGCGCGCACACAACACGGACAAUAGAAAGAAAGAAGACACUGAACUAGAUGUUCUGCAGACGCUUCAUCUUUCAUAUUGUCUGCGGCACACCUGAGAAAAGUGAAGAAAAGCACCUGAGAGUAUUCAGCGAGGCAGCGAGAUCUCAUCCAUAGGUGAUGCCAUACUGAGACCUCAUCAUUAGUCACCAUCAGUUUGACUGACAUCACCAUGGCGACCAGGACGGCGGAGGUCCAGCGGAGGAUCGUGUCCAAAGACGGCCACAACAACGUGCGUGUCGACAACGUGGAGGGCAUGGUGAAGCUGUACCUGCAUGACAUCUGGACCACGGUGGUGGACAUGAAGUGGCGCUACAAACUCACUCUGUUCGCCUCCACCUUCGUCAUGACCUGGUUCAUCUUCGGGGUCAUUUUCUACUUCAUCGGCAUGGGCAACGGGGACUUUGAUCCCGACUUGAGCGCCAACCGCACGGCCUGCGUGGUGAACGUGAAGACCCUCACCGGAGCCUUCCUGUUCUCCCUGGAGUCACAGACCACCAUCGGGUACGGUUUACGGUACAUCUCAGAAGAGUGUCCGCUGGCCAUCUUCACGCUCGUGGCUCAGCUCGUCAUCACCGGCCUGGCUGAGAUCUUCGUCACCGGGGCCUUUCUAGCCAAACUGGCCCGCCCAAAGAAAAGAGCGGAGACCAUCAAGUUCAGUAAGUCUGCGGUGAUCUGCCGGCGUGCCGGGAAAUUGUGUCUGAUGGUGAGGGUGGCCAACAUGAGGAAGAGUCUUCUGAUCCAGUGCCAGCUGACGGGGAAAUUCCUCCAGUCCAACGUCACGGAGGAAGGUGAGAAGACGCAGAUCCACCAGAGCUCUGUGGACUUCUUCAUGGACUCCAGUGGAGAGUGCCCCUUCCUGAUCCUCCCGCUCACCUUCUACCACGUCCUGGACGAGCACAGUCCUCUCACAGGCCUCAACGCAGAGAACCUGCAGACCCGAGACUUCGAGCUGCUGGUGACCCUGAACGCCACCAUGGAGUCCACCGCCGCCACGUGCCAGAGCCGCACCUCUUACGUCCCGCAGGAGAUCCUCUGGGGGUACGAGUUCAAGCCGGUGUUGUUCAGCACCACGGGGGGCCGAUACGUGGCAGAUUUCAACUUCUUCGACAAGGUGCAAGUCACCAACGAUGCGGUUGUCCUGAGUAACAACACGGAGAAGCUCAAACUGGAGGAGGACUACAAGAAAGAAUAGAGGACAUGUUUUUUUACACCGUUUGAUGUAAUGGUGAAAGUUAGUUUGGGCUUGAUCAGUUGAACUUAGUUUUUAUUUUUCAACGUUUUAGACAUUUACAUAAACAGUAGAAUACUCAUUACCUUCCAGCAACCCAAACCAUCUUGGCAUUACAUUGAGAAUAACAGAUUGCUGCAGGAAUGAGUCAGCAUUUGUCGACCUCUUGGUUACCUUUUCUCAAAGUUGAUGGGUUUUCUGAAUUAGUUUUUUAGAUACAGGAAAUGUACCCUUCGGUUAACACGAGCUUCAGAGACUUUCCAACAAUGCAAACAAUCCUUGGCUCUAUAUAGGAGAAUAUUACUCUACUGCAGAUACUUUUCCUAAAAACUGAAAGAGUUCACAUUUUUGUGCUUCCAGUUUCAUCAUCUCAAGGCCGAGGUUUUUUACCGAAGCUGUUCUCCCUGGCAACUUGCACACAUUGUGAUUGCACAGAGUACAAGUGCUAACCAGAGGUAUACGACAGAAAAAUAAAAAGAGUUGUAGUAUAAUAUAAAUAUAUAUACACAUGUGACAGGUAUAAACAGACUGAAUGUAUUUACACUGAACAUGAUAGAGGACAUUAUUGAACAGCAGUUUAGAAAUUGGAAACACUAUAAGUCAGGUAUACAAAUAUACGGUUUAAUACAGACACUAUCCACAGAAUAAAUACAGAUCGUUAUUGACCCAUCAGAAUGAGGCUCACAUAAACACCAGGGUUCUUUAUAUGACUUUGGGAAUAGCAAACAAGCGGUAAGAAAUCCAACUGUUCAAGACAUGAUUCAUGUGAAGAUACAAAACGUGUUAGUUGUGUUUUAAGGAUGAGUAGCUGAACAUGGAAGAGUGAAAUAUUGUGUGUGAAAGGUUUAUGAUGUAGAUGUUUUGUAAAUAAAGAAAAGUAAAAAUAUAUGUUUUUUGUUCCAAAGUUUAGUAGUUUACUCAAAGAAGCGUACUUUAACUUUGUAGUAACGCCACUUCUAUUAUGUUUAACAGAUCGAAUUGUUAUUUCACCACUGCCCACUGCAUGCUGGCAUAGACACUUUAGUAACAAAUGGUUUCAGAGAAUGACUGUUGGAGCAGUUUGAAGGACAGAACAGGUUCAGCCCCCGUCUCAGGUUGUGUUUAGUUGUUGUUGUGGAAACACAGCGUGUGCGUGGCAGCUGUAUCUGGUCCAAACAAAUCUUUAAAUCCAAAACACAACUGAUCUUUUACUGCCAGAGACAGAGGGGUUCUAACAGCUUGACUAGAAAAUGCUGUCUGAUGUGAGAUCAUCUAAUAUAAAUUAAUAAAACAA